CACGCCGCUGUUGAGUCCGUCCUGCAGCAGAAGAAGAGCGUCCUGGUCCCGCUGCUCUCCGUCGGUCUGUACCGGAGAUGCCAAGAUGGCUGCUAGCAACUAUUUCGGCUUCACACAUGGUGCCGGUCCGCAAUACAGCACCCAGCCUCCCCCGGCCUACUCCCAUCCCUCCACGGCCAGCUACAGCGUCCAGCAGGCUCCGGCUGUGGCUCAUGCGGUGACGGCCUCCUACUCUCCGGCUCCGGUCCAGGCGGCCCGGCCCGUCGCCUCCGCCUCCUAUCCGGCCUAUCAGAGCCACCAGGCGCCUCCAGACUACAGCUACAGGCAGCCGGACCCCCCUCAGCCCACCACCACCCCUCAGACGUACCAGGUAUACUCGGACACGCAGGACAACUACAGUUACGGACGUCCCGCUGCCGUGACGACCUAUGACAACAAACAGUACUACCAGACGAGUAUAGCCACGGCUCAGAGGACACCCACAGAUAACUACUACCAGACUGUCGGAGUAAAGAGCGCCUACAGUCCAGCUCCCUCCACUGUGUACAGCCAGCCUCCUCCUCCUCAGAGGCAGGUCACCGCCCUCAAACCUCUGGCCCCAUCCAGCUCCGUGUCCACCAGCUACAACAUCUAUCCGGCAUCCACCAGCGUCCAGCAGCCUCCCACGCCCAUCUCGUCCUACACGCUCGGCACCUCGUACAGCUCCACUGCUUCAGCCACGUCCUACUCCGGCAUCAGCUACUCCAGUUAUGAUUCAAUCGGCUACUGCUCCGCUUCCACCCCCUCCUAUUACCAGCCAGCUCAGCAGACUCUGUCCCAGUCGCAGCCUCCACCGCAGCAGCCGCAGCAGCAGCCGCAGCCGCCCAUCCAGCCGCCACCCAAGCAGCUGACCAGCUCGUCCUGGAGCAACUCGGGCAGCAACAUGGUGACGGCUCCGACCGGAAACACGUACAAAAAGCCCACGUUUCACCAGAGCAAGCUGCAGAAGCCGAAAGGGCCUCCCAAGCAGCCGCAGCUUCAUUACUGUGACAUUUGCAAGAUCAGCUGUGCAGGCCCUCAGACGUACCGUGAGCACCUCGAGGGCCAGAAGCAUAAGAAAAAAGAAGCAGCCCUAAAGUCUGGGGGUCAAACGGGGACCAGCAACGGGCCGAGAGGGGUCCAGACUCAGUUACGCUGCGAGCUGUGCGACGUUUCCUGCACCGGAGUGGACGCCUACGCUGCACACAUCCGUGGGGCCAAACACCAAAAGGUGGUGAAACUUCACACCAAGCUUGGCAAACCUAUACCUUCCACUGAGCCAGUGCUGGUGAAUUCUGCUCCGGUUGUCACGACCACGACAGCUGGGAAGCCUCCUGUCUCCUCCUCCUCCUCCUCUUCCUCCUCCUCCUCGACUCCUGCUUCGGCCUCGACCGUCUCGACUCCUGCUGUAACACCCAAACAAGUCCCCGUACACACCGUGGCCAAAACAGCACCGCCGCUCAAGAAACCAGCUCCUUCCAAAAUCACUGUCAUUUCCAACAAGCCAACCAGCGCUCCAGCUGCGCCUCCAGCUGCAGCUCCAGCGUCAGCGUCGGUUGUUGCAGCAGCAGCAGCAGCAGCAGCAAAACAGGAAGAACCUGCGCAGCUGUCGGUCCAGAAGAUGGAGCCUCAGAGUGAAGACGAGGACGGAGACAGAGCUGGAGGACAGGGGGACAUCCAGCCGGUGGGACACGACUACGUAGAGGAGGUCCGUAACAAUGACGGAAAAGUGAUCCGAUUCCACUGUAAACUGUGCGAGUGCAGCUUCAACGACCCCAACGCUAAAGACAUGCACCUGAAGGGGAGAAGGCACCGACUGCAGUACAAAAAGAAAGUGAACCCAGAGCUUCCUGUGGAGAUUAAGCCCAGCAACAGAGCCAGGAAGCUGCAGGAGAGCAAACUGAAGAAGCAGAAGCAGAAGGCGGUUCUGAAGAGGCAGCGAGACGACGAGCAGCGCUGGCACAUGGAGAUGAGGUCAGGCCGGCGGUAUGAGGAGGACAUGUACUGGAGGAGGAUGGAGGAGGAGCAGAUGUACUGGGGGGAGCAGAGACGCAGGAUGGCGCCUCCACCUCUGAUGAGUCGCCCCGGGAUACCGGUGCCCCCUCUACUGUCCUGUGUGCGUCGGCCUGACUCCCCUGAUGACCGCCACAUCAUGGCCAAACACUCGACCAUCUACCCGGUGGAGGAGGAGCUGCAGGCCGUUCAGAGGAUCGUCUCCCACUCAGAGAGAGCUCUGAAGCUGGUGUCCGACUCCCUGCUGGAGAAGGAAACGCCAGCUUCUCCUCCUGCUGCUGCUGCUGCUGCUCCUGCUGCUGAUACUGACACUGAAGGCGGAGAAGAAAAAGGCACUGAGAACUCGGCCCGGCUGCUGAAAGGUGUGAUGAGAGUCGGCAUCCUGGCCAAAGGUCUUCUGCUUCGCGGGGACAGAAACGUGGAGCUCAUUCUGCUGACAGCUAAGAAACCUACAAUCUCAUUACUGAAGAGCAUCGCUAAGCAGCUGCCCAAGGAGCUGGCGACAUUUUCUGAAGAUCAGUAUGAGGUGCAGGCUCACCCCGAGGAGGCGAACAUCGUCAUAAUUUCAAGCAAGGAGCCCAAAAUGCAGGUGACGAUUUCUCUCACCUCGCCGCUGAUGAGGGAGGACCCUGCUGCUGAGAAGGACAAGCAGGCAGGAGGAAAAGCGGCUGAGAAAGGUUUGCCUGAGAAGGAUCCUCCUGAUCUGCUGAAUAAGAAGAAAUGUCUGGAAUAUCUGGCUGCCCUGCGUCACGCCAAAUGGUUUCAGGCUCGUGCUAACGGCCUGCAGUCCUGUGUGAUCAUCAUUCGGGUGCUGAGAGAUUUAUGCCAGCGGGUUCCUACCUGGGGGAAGAUGCCCUGCUGGGCGAUGGAGCUGCUGGUGGAGAAGGUGAUCAGCAGCGCUACAGGUCCACUGAGUCCAGGAGAAGCCAUGCGCAGAGUCCUGGAGUGCAUCUCUACAGGGAUCCUGCUGCCAGAUGGACCAGGUCUGAUGGAUCCCUGUGAGAAGGAGCAGACGGAUGCUUUGGAGAGCAUGGUGCUUCAGGCCCGGGAGGAUAUAACGGCCAGCGCACAGCACGCUCUGCGGCUGCUGGCUUUCCGUCAGAUCCACAAGGUCCUGGGCAUGGAGUCGCUGCCGGCGUCCAAAGCCGGCGCUCGCAACCGCAAACGCCGACGGGACGGGAGCGAGGCGGGCGAGGGCGAAGGCGAGGGCAAGAAGGACAAGAAGGAGGAAGCAGCGAGCGCUUGACCUCCGCAUCGAGGCGUUUGCUAGCUUAGAGACUGGUAGAAUGUCACCAAUUUAAACUCUUUUCGUAUCUUCAACAAAACAAUCUUAACACGCAGCUAUACACAUAUGAAUAUAACUUUGACUCUACGUGUUACAUGUCUACCCUUGAAUUAAGAGGAAUAAGGCGUGGCAGGAGGAGCUUUAGGGACUGAAGGAGUCUGAGGAUCUGAACUGCAAUUCCUUCACCCGUCUAGUGAUUUCAUGCAGAAGUAGCGUAUUUCAAAGUGUGCAGAGUAAAUCAGCUCAGUGAAAAAACACAACAGAAACCAUGUCUAUUACUGAUCAUUCCAUUUCAGCACACUAACUACUGACCAUCCCUCCCUCGUUUGUUCCCACUGCAGGUGUUGUUUUCUAUGAUAUUAAAAGCUCCAGUACAGUUUAAACAUCAGCACCAUAAGCUUUAUUUUCAGCUUUUGAGAAGAAAUAAAAGACUGAACUCUGCUGCUCUUCGGGCCGGUUCGAUUUUACCACCUAAUGCAUGACGCUCUGCUGAAAUGAGAAUAAGAAAGAGACGGCGGCUUCAGAGGAAACCGACGACGUUCGCUGUGCCUAAAGACGACACAGAGGAAGCGAUUAUAGCGCGACGUCGCUGGUGAGACAUUUCGUGGGGAGAUUAGACUCAAGACUUCCAACCAAAGGCCCGAAACACACUAAAAAUAGCUUCCCCCUGAAAAAAAUAUGUCAGAAAACCCACGAACUCUGCAAAAAAUUUGCGUAGCGUCCCCUCCAAGGUCACACUGGAGAGCAGAUCUGCAGAGAGGGACGUCUCGUACUGCACAGUAGCAUGCCGAGGGAAUGAAGCACUUAAGAAAUGACAAUGUAUGCAGCCAUAGUUUCAUCAUUUAAAGAAUAUGCCUCAUGAACUUCUUUUGCUUUCUUCUUCCAGAGUGAGGAGAGAAGCUUUAGUCGGAAACAUAAGACUGAAUAUCUGCUGUAAAGAUCAAACUGCUCUCGUCCUUUUUCACUUUCUUCCUUGUGCCUGCAACAUGUUUUGUGUUCCAGAAGGACUGAGUCUGCUUAGUACUGUAUUCAUCUGAUUUCACGAGGAAGGGACUGAUGCACAACGGCGGCUUAAAAGUUGAUGUGAGAGAAUUAUUGUGCAUUUUUAGUUUCAUAUUCAUUUAAGAGUAUGACUAAUUUUAUUUCCGAAGGAUGUCGCAGUCCGUUUUGUAUCGUUUUGACGGGAAAGUGUGAACGUUGCUGUCCUAUUAUUUGAAUGUGUUUGUAGUGUUGCCUAAAAUUAAGGGGAGAUAUUAAAGAAAAAGACACUUUUAAGCCA
This is a messenger RNA of Amphiprion ocellaris (clown anemonefish), 4595 nucleotides long. RefSeq names its product zinc finger RNA binding protein 2 (gene zfr2). The record is from RefSeq and is a predicted model, not a curated record. Gene Ontology annotation, cellular component: precatalytic spliceosome. Gene Ontology annotation, molecular function: zinc ion binding; double-stranded RNA binding; single-stranded RNA binding. The coding region runs from base 86 to 3277 and encodes 1063 amino acids. Lineage: Eukaryota; Metazoa; Chordata; Actinopteri; Pomacentridae. The transcript has 19 exons.